UUCACAACGAGUUGAUAUGGAAAUGAGAUAUUAGAAGGUGAUCUCACUUGAAAUGCAAGAGGUUAAGACUUUUGAAAUUAGUCUUUUUCUAUCAAACUAAACAAGACCGUACUGGUUGUUCUAAACAAUUUAUACACGAAACCGUUCGGAGGUCAAUAGUUCAGUCUGGCUCUAUGUGUGGAAUUCAUUACUACACGCAAAUUGGCGGGCUAAGGUUUGUCUGAGAACACGUCCGGAAGAACCGCAUUGCGCAACUACUACAGGCUGACAUAUUUGCAGAGAUUAUGCAUCGACAAGUAAGAUCUAAAGAAAACCCAUGCUACGAAAUGAGCAGGGCUCAUGGAACUCCUCGUAGCCUCCACAAGGCUGAUGGCGACAAGGAAAACAAAACAACCGGAAAGGUUAACAAAACGAAACCAAAGUCCACACCGACUAUAACGGGGCAAAAAGAACUCGAGAAGAUUGUCGAGAUUCGUCAAUUCGACAUGAGUUACGAUGGGGGAGUAUAUGAAGUCAUCAGCAACUCUGACGCCAAAACACUUCCACAGGACAGAGAGCCACGGUUUGGGAAUAACCACAGGGACGCAAUGUACGACACAUUAAACACGAUAACACAAGCAACGCAACAGCAAAUGGAUUUAUUUCGUCGUAUGAUGUAUCUCAUGACGGUGCUCCUCUUGAUAGUCUUCCUGACGGCUACAAGCGGCCUAAUCUUGACUGUCAUGAUGCUCAUGUCGGACAACACCUUGAGUUCGAAUCAGCCCACUUCCUCGCCAGAAACUAAAGGAAGUACAUCGACCAGAUGUGGAGAAAGUACGUUACUCCAAGAGUUAAAAGUGAAGAUAUCAGAACUAGAGGAAGCAUUGAAUAUCUCUCGCUCGCAGCUUGACCAGCUUGGGGUCAAACUAGAGACACAAAAGAGAGCUAUAGCAAACUUCACGACUCAGGGAUUAAGCACUGGUCCACCGGGCCCCGCAGGUCCCCAAGGACCAAUUGGACCUCGCGGCUCUAAAGGGCCACCAGGGCUUAUGGGACCUAGGGGCUUCAAUGGCACUAAAGGGAAUGUAGGACCUAUGGGCCCUAGAGGCGUAAACGGAACUCAUGGCGCACCGGGCUCCCCUGGGCCCCGAGGACCAAUGGGUCCCAGAGGGAUAAACGGCUCUCAGGGCCCAUCAGGGACCCCUGGAGUUCAAGGAUUAAUGGGCCCUCCUGGAUAUAACGCUUCACAGAGCAGCUCUGGAGCCUGGAAUGUGAGUCGCUGUCGGUACACGAACAAAAAGGAAGCUGCACAGACGGCCGGCCAAUCAGCUACCUCAACAGUUAUUUUGCGAGAAGAUGACCAUUCGGGCAUGAAGAUUGUUGGCGCCACGUGUUCAACAGAAAGAGCCGCAGAGUACGCUUUCCAGGAUGGAGAAAUUGACCCGAGUACAAACACGAUUGUGUACCGUUGCAUUUGUAAAGGAAAUUCAGGGCUGUUUAUUCAUGGUCCUAACAAAAUGGUGUGCGUUAUUCAUUACUGGAUCUGUCCCUUUACCAGUUAAAAAAAAGUAUCAUGUAAAAGCUUGAAGAUGAUUGUGUGUAUAUCCUUUAAAUUGCAGUGCUAAGGAUUAAUUUUUUGCACAAAGUAAAUAAGUAAAUGAUCAACGGCAUUGACAUAAAGUUUGCAAUCCUCUUUUUCAGGGAGUAGACAUGCAAGACCACAAAUAGCGUGCACGUAAAAUUGCUUCAUUUACAAAUCAAAUGUUACCAUCUACUUGGGAACUUUAAGUUACAUGGUGAGCACGCAAGUAAUUAGUGUUGUUCGUGAGGUAAAUUGGAAUAGACUAAACAAAGACUGAAAUUGAAGGAUUCCAUGCUUCCAUAUGAUAUUCACAAUUCUUACAGAAUUAUAUAUCGUCGAGUUGUUCAGUUGAUCCAAAGCUCUAUGAUGACAAAUUAUAAAUUGCUCCAAGGAACAAUUUUUGGCUCCUCAAAAAAGCUUUCUACUUUUGCGAAGCUCUAUGAAAAAAACAAAAAAAAAAA
Molecule: messenger RNA, 2022 nt
Organism: Orbicella faveolata
Lineage: Eukaryota; Metazoa; Cnidaria; Anthozoa; Scleractinia; Merulinidae
Source: RefSeq, a predicted model, not a curated record